Messenger RNA from Naegleria lovaniensis, 618 nucleotides. RefSeq lists its product as uncharacterized. The record is from RefSeq and is a predicted model, not a curated record. Gene Ontology annotation, biological process: proteasome-mediated ubiquitin-dependent protein catabolic process. The transcript has 2 exons. Gene Ontology annotation, cellular component: proteasome core complex; proteasome core complex, beta-subunit complex. Bases 1 to 618 code for a protein of 205 amino acids. NCBI's taxonomy places the organism in Eukaryota, Heterolobosea, Eutetramitea, Acrasida, Naegleriidae.
AUGAGUAUUCUUGAGUACAACGGUGGUGGUGUAGUGGCCAUGACAGGGAAGAAUUGUGUAGCGAUUGCUGCCGACACUAGAUACGGUAUCAGACAACAAACUGUGGGCACUGAUAUGCAAAAGGCUUUCAAGAUCCAUGACAAGUGCUUCAUAGGAAUGACCGGAUUAGCUACUGAUAUCCAAACAUUUCAUGAAAAAUUGAAAUUUAGAAUGAAUCUGUAUAAUCUUAAAGAAGAGAGACUCAUCAAGCCAAGCAGCUUGUCUAAUCUUGUUUCGAAUAUGCUUUAUGAAAAGAGAUUCGGACCAUGGUUCAUUGAACCAGUAAUUGCUGGCCUUGAAGGAGACGAGAAUAAGCCAUUUAUUUGUGCACAAGAUUUGAUUGGUGCUCCUUGUUAUACAGACAAUUUUGUGGUCUCUGGUACUUGUAGUGAAGCACUUUACGGAAUGUGUGAAUCGUUGUACAGGCCAGAUAUGGAGCCAGAUGAUCUUUUUGAAGUAGUUUCUCAAUGUCUUUUGGCAGCUGUUGACAGAGAUUGUAUUUCCGGUUGGGGUGCAGUUGUUCAUGUCAUUACACCUGACAAGAUUAUCACCAAGAGGUUAAAGGUGAGACAAGAUUAA